AUGCCGGAGGAGCCGCCCCGUAAGCAGGGAGUCUCCCUGCCCACGGCCAAUGCGACAUCUGACGAAGUCGACCCCUUCAGGAGAUCCGUGGCACGUCUGCCCCGACUUGUGACGAAAACACUGCGGCAAUGGUUUGUGGCGCACGCCUCUCACCCGUAUCCAACGGAACAAGAGAAGAAAGCGUUGCAGGAGCAAACCAAUCUUAGUGACCGACAAAUUGCUAAUUGGUUCGCGAACGCUCGCCGCCGCUACACUGCCAACUCGUUUGAACAACAUGCCCCAUCUUCUGGGCGUUCCAUCUCGGUUCCCAAUCUAGUGAGCACGUCAAGAUGGCAAGACAUGAGCCCCUUGGAUCGCUGGCGUCAUUCUCCCCCCGACCAGGAGCCUGCACCUUUUGAUGCCAUUGCCGUGGCAGUCCGCCACUCGCUCCACAGCAAUGGGUCGGAAACCACAAGGCUCCCCGAUUCUUUCAACACGACACAGCGUCUAUCCCACGCGUACUCAGACAAUUCGUUCGAAUCUCUGAGCUCUCUGGGGACCAGUCAGUCGUCAAACUCUACAGGUAGUGCCUUUUCCUUCGAAUCCAAUAGUACAAACCCAAACUUUCAGCAGUCCUGGCGACUCCCCCGUAGCCGACGCCGGCGCCGUCCCCUCAAGCAGUCUCAAUCGUCAUCAGCACAUCCAUCCAACGGUCGCAAGACACGAAAAUAUCAGUGCACCUUCUGUACAGACACGUUUGCUUCCAAAUACGACUGGACUAGACACGAGAGCGCCCUGCAUCUCUCAUUGGAGAAAUGGGUCUGCUGCCCGCAAGGCCCGAUCUUCUUCGAUCGAGUUCCGCGCUGUUCAUUCUGUGAGGCCGAAAACCCUUCUUUUUCUCACCUUCAAUCACACCGACAUGACGAGUGUACAGCUAAGCCUGGGCCUUUACGAACCUUUGGCCGUAAGGACCAUCUCAGACAACACAUGCAUAUAGUCCACCGAGUUGAGCACAUGCCAGACCACGUAGCCAAUUGGAAGACCAGGAUAGCCUCGAUAAACUGUCGUUGCGGCUUCUGUGGGGAACGAUUCGUCGAUUGGCCUACUCGCAAUAAUCACAUUGCCGAGCAUUUCCGGGACGGGGCCUCGAUGAGAGACUGGACAGGCUGUCGGGGUUUGGACCCUGAGAUUGCAUUGCUAGUGGAAAACGCCAUGCCGCCCUAUCUGAUUGACUCUGAAAGGAAGCAAUUCGAGCCGUUCAGUGCUUCACGCAACACGGGUCAAGAAAUGGGCGCAGUCCAACAUAGUGCGCGGGUCCCCACGUCGUUCGAGUCACUUACUGCGCGCCUGGGUGCUUUUGUCUUACAGGCCAUGAAGGACGGCGUUGUCGUCACUGAUGAGACUGUACGAAGACAAGCACGAACAAUCAUGUACGGGGACGACGAUGCCUGGAAUCAGACCCCGGCUGACAACGCCGAAUGGCUGCGACUUUUCAAAGAAGGGGUCCGUCUGAAAUCAGCCGCGGAGCCGCUCUCAACACAGGUUGACCCGCGUCUCAUACUCGCAGGCAGCGCAGCGGCUGGCGGGCAGGCAUUCUGGCAAGACAGUGCAGACGCUUCCUUGCUCACACGGCUUGAUUCUGCGUUACCGCCAGCAGAGGCACCUUCCCCGUUUGAAAGCAUGGAUCUGAAUAGCGAUUUGCUCCUGCCGUAUGCAUAUGACGACUUGACAAGUUUACCCCUGUGUUGGCAAACUCCAGAGUGCUUGGCGGAGUUCAGCCAGAUGUCUUGCACGCAGAGAGGCGGCGCUGGAAAGACUAAUGCCUGCACGAACAGCAUAGGUAGCGGCACGUUAGCUACAGCCGAGUCUGGAGUGCCCUCACCUCACGGCACGGGAUGCUUGGGAUCCUUUCCAGCGAAGAACAACCAUUCCUUACAGCAAGGACUGUCGCCGGCUCAAAACAAGGAUGCCACCGGUAGUCCAUGUCCGUUUUCAGAAUGGACGAGAGGGGACGACUUCAGCUUCCCGUGCGACUUGAGUCUGCCCAAGAACCCAUCAUGA
Cladophialophora bantiana CBS 173.52 is the source of this 2040-nucleotide messenger RNA. RefSeq lists its product as uncharacterized. The record is from RefSeq and is a predicted model, not a curated record. The coding region runs from base 1 to 2040 and encodes 679 amino acids. The transcript has a single exon. Gene Ontology annotation, molecular function: DNA binding. Gene Ontology annotation, biological process: regulation of DNA-templated transcription. NCBI's taxonomy places the organism in Eukaryota, Fungi, Ascomycota, Eurotiomycetes, Chaetothyriales, Herpotrichiellaceae.